AUGGUUGCCUCACAACAGGGCCAACUCCAUAGCUUGUCUCCAUCUUCCCUCUACAUCUCGCUGAGGCACCUGCGAUCCCAACGUCUUGUUUGGAACAAACCACUGCACGUUACUUCAGGCAUUCUGACAAACUGUCCUGUUGUGUCACUAUUAGGUACACAGGGUUAUGUCUACUCCACAUUCCUGAAGCAGUACAACCCUCUGAGGGACUCGCAGCGGGCAGGCCAGAUGGCCAAAGAGCAGCAACAGCAGCAGCCGCCUGCCAUGGCGGAUGAGGACUUCGAUGACCUCAGCCUGUUUGUGUCAGGCAGUGGCAGCAGCAGCCUGCUCAGUUUCAGUCUUAACACCACCGACAGCAGCUCAACCCUUUCUGGACUGCAGGGGGAGCCGGAGAGCCCUGAAGACCAGGAGGACACACUGGACAAAGAGGCUCAGCAGUUCUAUGCUGUGUAUGCAUUUCAAGCCCGCUGUGACCAGGAGCUGACCUUGCAGGAGUACCAGCAUGUCCGCAUCCUCAAGUUUUGUGACCUGGGAGGUAAUAAGGAGUGGUGGUUAGCUGAGGCAAAUGGACAGAAGGGAUAUGUCCCUGCUAACUACCUUGGCAGGAUGUCCUAUGCAUAAAUAGAGCCCCUGUCUUUAUGCAUAGGAUAUCCAGAAACCAAACCAUCCAGAAGACCAAAUUAACAUCAACCUGUAGCAUUUUAAACAAACUUUAAUACAUCAUUGAAACAGAAUGUCCUGACUGUAAAUCGUGUUGCAUUUCUGCUUUGUGAAAGUGACAAUUGCACUAGGCAUCACUAGAACUUAUCAGAUGUUUCAUACCAAAAGUGUUGAUGUCAAAUCUGCUUUGCCUUUAGAAGAUCAUAAGAGAGCUCACCAAUGUGACUUGACCAAUAAUCUGUGAUAAACACGGGUAAUGGUAGGAAAAUACUGGCCACUGUACUGAGCACUUUGUACUACAGUGUUGAGUUUAUAUUGACUAUGAUUUAUUCAUGAAGUAAUUUUUAUAUGUGAACUGAUUUAUAGAUGAAGUAAAUGUUAUAUAUGAAAUGAUUUAUAGAUGAAGUAAAUGUUAUAUGUGAAAUGAUUUACAAAUGAAGUAUAUGAUAUCUGAAUGCAAAAUAAAGAAAUCUAUAAAUGUCUUUUAUAUUUUAUCAAUUAUAUGAAUAAAGA
Messenger RNA from Thunnus maccoyii (southern bluefin tuna), 1173 nucleotides. Its product is annotated as rho guanine nucleotide exchange factor 38-like. The coding region runs from base 1 to 621 and encodes 206 amino acids. Lineage: Eukaryota; Metazoa; Chordata; Actinopteri; Scombriformes; Scombridae. Gene Ontology annotation, molecular function: protein binding. The record is from RefSeq and is a predicted model, not a curated record. The transcript is spliced from 3 exons.